Messenger RNA from Gekko japonicus, 2041 nucleotides. It is a transcript of the gene CENPN, whose product is annotated as centromere protein N. Gene Ontology annotation, biological process: CENP-A containing chromatin assembly; chromosome segregation. Lineage: Eukaryota; Metazoa; Chordata; Lepidosauria; Squamata; Gekkonidae. The coding region runs from base 243 to 1286 and encodes 347 amino acids. The record is from RefSeq and is a predicted model, not a curated record. The transcript has 11 exons.
CUGGGGGAAGAGAGGGCUUUUACUGCGCAACCGCAAGUGGUGCGUGGCUCUACUGGCGCAGCGAUUGGCUGGUUGGAGCCGCCGCCGGCGCCGAUUGGUUGUUUCGAAGCCGAGGCAAUGGCUGGGCGCUCGAGACGGUUGGCGGGAGGCCCGACGUGUUCUUGACGGGAGUGAUUCUGAGGGGAGGAAAGUGGCCGAGAGAUCGCGGCAUCGGCGGGCUCUUUCCGUUUAGUGCCUUCAUUAUGGAUGAAAUAGUAGCUGAAUACAUCAGGAGAACUGUACUACGAAUACCACGUUCAGAAAUAGGAAAAAUGCUGACUACAUGGGGGUUCCUUUCUGAGAAUCAGCUUCAGUCUAUAAACUUACAUCAGAUAAAAGAGAAUCUGUCCCGAGAAGUAGUUCAACUUUGUGAGGAAAAUGGUGCAACGAUCAAGCAUGCAGCAAAUCUAGACAUCAUUUAUAAUUACACAUAUAGAGAUAAAAAAACCUGGACAGUUUACAAGAUGACUAGAGAAGGUGGUGACGAAAAUAUCAUUUUCAACAUGGUAGAUUUCAAAAACAAAUUUAAAACCAGCCUUCAGUUGCUUCUGAAAAAUGUCACUAUCACCUUUAAGAAAUAUGAAGACAAUUCAGUGUGGAUUCGAGUUGCGUGGGGAACACAGUUUAAAAAACCAAACCAGUACAAGCCAACCUAUGUUGUUUACCAUUCGCAGACUCCUUAUGUCUUUAUUUCCCAUUCCAUAUAUAAAAGCUGCAGAGAUAUGCUUUUUCAGGCCCUGUUGGCUGCUACCAGUUACAGUGAAAUCCACGAAAUGGACCUUCGAAGCCGUUGUUUAGACUCCCUCAAAGAUAUUGUAUUUAAGCGGUGUAACCAGAAUGUUCAGAAUUUUCAUCCGCGACCUCUACAGGAAAGGAACAGCGCUUUGGGAAAGGUGGACCCAAGGAUAAUUCAAGAAGAUAAAAACAAAAAGGAGACCAUUUGGAGAAUUAAUGAGGAGGACUUCGGAAAUGGAUCCCUGCCAAAACUACAAUAUGCGCAAUACAAGCUUGAGACAGUAUUCAAAAGUAAACCAGAACUGGGCAUCUUAAACGACAAGGAACCAUUUAGAUGCUUGGUCACGUUUUCUAGCCCUCAUCUUUUAGAAGCACUGAAAUCCCUUGCGCCUGCCGGUCUUGCAACUGCUCCUCUUUCACGUUUACUUACCUGCAUUGUCCCAGAUGCCAAGAACAGUUUUAAAAUUACUGAGAAAAAGCAUGGAUUUUCACAUGGCCAUCCAGACCAAUGACCUCCUUAAAAUGGUUCGCUUCAUUAUUAUUUUUUUUAAAAAAACAUAUUUGCCCAGCUGACUCUCCAUCAUGUAAAUAUAUUCUGUAAAAACAAAAGAAAUCACUUAAUUCAACAACUCAGGUUUACGCUCUGUGUUUGGUUUCCUAGCAAAAUCUGCUUGCUAAACUCACAUUUCUCCAGAUUGUAAAAUAUUCACUGAAGACUGGAAUCUGUAAGUUCUCCACUUGCUCAUGUUAAGACAAAGUCAUGUUUGCAGGCUCUAGCUCGCAAAUAUUUUCUGUACAGCUGGACUAUUCUUUGGCUGUGUAGUAUAACAAAAUACUAUCUUUUGUGGCAAGUAAAUGUUUCAGACACAUAACUUUACUCAUUCCACUAUCAGCUUUAGAGUUUUGGCUUGCUGAUAUAAAGGGCAAUGCCAGACAAUGGUAUCAAUAAUAAUAAUUUUAAAUGUUUAAGUAAUUUACAUAUUAUACUAUUUGUGUUUGUCAUAGGAAUUCCUGCUUAAUGGUGCCUAGCUAAUUCAGUAUCUGAUAUCUUCUGUUCAAAGCUUUUUAUCCCUGAAAAUUAAUCAUUAUUGGUGUAUGAGAUAGUUGAAAGCCAUGUAAAACCUGGGCUGUGACUAAUUAAUUGCUACAAUAAUAACCCUGAUUAAAGACACCAGGUGAAAGCAUGCAGUUGACCCUAUUUUAGCAGUUUUAAGUAGUGUGCACAUCUGGUUUAUGAUGACAUAAAAAUACCUGUCUGUGUUCUAGA